UAUCACGAAACAGCCUUAACCUUGUUGUUAUACACAUGUAUUCACUGUGCAAAAAAACGGAGGUUGCCUUGUGCUGUCUAAACUUCAGUCAGACAUGGAAAACAGCAAUGAAGACGGAACUUGCAAUAUACAUCAGGCGUCUAUCAAGGAAGGAAGGAUGAACCACUACGUCUGUGAGAUGGAGUGCCCACCUCUGGCAUUAACAUCUACCUUUGUUGUGCUCCGAUAACCGCAAGUGAAAGGCUUUGAUUGCCGCAAAGAGUUCACAAUAGAUCCCAGCUCCUUUUGGGAGUGAGCUCAAGGCCAAGAUGCAACAAAUUAUAGAAGAAAGGAUGGAGGCCAACUUGUGGACAGCUAUUCUCAUUGGAGCUGUGACAAUUGUGUCCCUUGUGGGAGGUGUCGUUUUCCUUCUCUACAGAAGAUACAGGCUGUCAAAGGAGGGGGCAGGCAUACCACAUUAUCGGUUUCGAAAAAGAGACAAGGUUAUGUUCUACGGCCGAAAGAUAAUGAGAAAGGUCCAGACAUUGUCCUCUCCCACCAACUCCUCCAACUCCACCUCCCGGCAGAGGAUACGGAAGAGGACCAAAGUCCUGUCUAUAGCUCACAAGAUCCUCCAUAUCCCAAGGGAUCCCCCCUCCUUGCAGCCUAAGGAGCCCCCUUCCUGUUUGCUAGAAGCAGACUUGACAGAAUUUGAUGUGCAGAACUCCCACCUACCAUCUGAGGUGCUAUACAUGCUUAAAAAUGUCAGGGUGCUUGGACACUUUGAGAAGCCCCUCUUCCUGGAGCUAUGCCGCCACAUGGUCAUGAUCUUGCUGCAUCAAGGAGAGUCUCUAUUUCGCCCAGGUGAUACAGAUGACAGUAUAUAUGUUGUCCAAGAUGGACGCCUAGAGCUGUGCAUCCGCGAGAGUGAUGGCACAGAUGCUGUGGUGAAAGAGGUUUUACAAGGGGACAGUGUCCACAGUCUGCUCAGUAUAUUAGAUAACAUCACUGGUUACCCAGCUCCAUACAAGACGGUAUCUGCGAGGGCUGCUGUUCCCUCCACUGUCCUGCGUCUUCCAGCUGCAGCAUUUCAAUCAGUCUUUGACAAAUAUCCUGAAACUCUGGUUCGUGUUAUCCAGAUCAUCAUGGUGCGUCUCCAGAGAGUGACCUUCCUCGCCUUGCACAACUAUCUUGGCCUCACCACUGAGCUCUUCAACACGGACAGUCAAGCCAUCUCUUUAGUAUCAGUGGCUCAUGUCUUAGGUGAGGCUCAUCCACAUAGAGGUCUUCACAGGCAGCCUUCCCACUCUGAUGAGUUUGGGUCUGACAAAGUCGAUCGAGAAAAGACCAACAUUUCUGAAAUUUCAAGUUCAAAAUCCAAGACGUCUCGCUCGUUGUCUACCCCACUCGCUGUCACAGGUGAAAUGUCAAUGGAUCUCAAUAAAGCUUCUGAACGAGCAAGGGUUGCUAAGGAAGACACUAUGCCCUCUGGUCAAGUUAAGUCUAUUUUAAAGAAGACUGUGGCAAUGCAGCGGAGUCCUUCGGCAGUUUAUGAAUAUAGUGAAGCUGGAACAGGACAUUACCACCAUAAUAAAGUCAAUGCUAUUUUCCAAGCGGCGAAAAAGGACCUGCUCCAAGUUAUCCAGCUCCAGGAUCCUGGUUUACUGGAGGGUAGGGUGACUUUUCGCCAGGUCAAAGCUAAUUCGGUUGUGGCCCACCAAGGAGACCAGGAUGUGAGUGUGGCAUUUGUCAUCUCAGGUUUACUCCAUGUGUACCAGCGUAUGAUUGACCGCGAGGAGGAGACGCUUCUUUUUGUGACCCACCCAGGAGAGAUAGUGGGACAUCUAGCUGUGCUCACGGGGGAACCUCUUAUCUUCACCACACGUGCUCACAAAGACUGCACCUUCCUCUCCAUUUCAAAGGCUCACUUUUAUGAGAUAAUGCGUGAGGAGCCUAGAGUUGUGUUGAAUGUAGCGCAUACGGUAGUGAAGAGGGUGUCACCCUUUGUCAGGCAGAUUGACUUUGCCUUGGACUGGAUGGCUUUGGAGGCUGGCCGUGCUGUCUACAGACAAGGAGAAAAGUCCGACAGCACCUUUAUUGUCCUCAGUGGCCGUUUGCGCUCUGUCAUUGCAAAGGAUAAUGGGAAGAAGGAGCUUGCAGGAGAGUAUGGUCGCGGGGACCUAAUUGGCGUGGUUGAGGCCCUGACCCACAUGAACCGAGCCACUACGGUCCACGCUGUGAGGGACUCUGAGCUGGCCAAGCUGCCUGAAGGCGCUCUCAACUCAAUUAAGAGGCGCUAUCCUCAGGUUGUCACCAGGCUGAUUCAUUUGCUGGGACAGAAGAUCUUGGGCAAUAUGCAGCAGGUCAAUGGACCCCUGGCUGCUAGAAGUCUCCCCCUCCACACAGCAAAUAGUAAGUGGGAUGCUGGUAAUCCUGUCACCAACCUGUCCACUGUGGCCAUUUUGCCUGUUUCUGAUGAGAUUCCUCUCAUGGCCUUCACCUUGGAGCUGCAGCAUGCACUUAGUGGUAUUGGGCCUACAUUACUCCUGACAAGUGACAUAAUUAAACAGCGCCUGGGCUCUGCUGCUUUGGACAGUGUCCAUGAGUAUCGUCUUUCCAGUUGGCUCGGCCAGCAGGAAGACAUCCACCGCAUCGUCCUCUAUCAAUCUGACUCUGGCCUUACUCCUUGGACGCAGCGCUGCAUCCGCCAGGCUGAUUGCAUCAUUAUUGUGGGACUGGGUGAACAAGAGCCAACAGUUGGAGAGUUGGAGCAAAUGUUGGAGAGCAGUGCUGUUAGGGCCCAGAAGCAAUUGGUAUUGCUGCACAGGGAGGAUGGUCCUCCACCCAAAGGGACUGCUGAGUGGCUGAACAUGCGGAGUUGGAUCUCCACACACCAUCACUUGUCCUGUCCUCGGAGAGUUUUCUCCAGGAGAAGUUUGCCUAAAUUGAGAGAACUGUACCAACGUGUGUUUGAAAAGUGUCCAGAACGGCACUCUGAUUUCUCACGCCUGGCCAGGAUUUUAACAGGAAACAGCAUUGCUGUUGUGCUCGGUGGAGGAGGUGCCAGGGGUUGCUCCCAGGUUGGUAUCAUUCGGGCACUGAAUGAGGCAGGGAUCCCCGUGGACAUUGUGGGUGGUACCUCCAUCGGGUCAUUCAUGGGAGCGCUGUAUGCUGAGGAGAAAAGCAACAGUCGAAUGAGGAUUCGGGCUCGUGAAUGGGCAAUGGAUAUGACAUCCCUCUUCAAGAAGUUCGUGGAUUUAACCUACCCUGUCACUUCCAUGUUUUCUGGGGCUUCCUUUAACUCUGGCAUUAGAUCAGUUUUUAAAGGCAAACAGAUCGAGGACUUGUGGCUACCAUACUUCAACAUUACAACAGAUAUCACAGCUUCCUCCAUGAGAGUUCACACUGAUGGUUCACUGUGGCGUUAUGUCCGUGCCAGUAUGUCACUGUCUGGUUACCUUCCUCCUCUUUGUGAUCCCAAAGAUGGCCACUUACUGAUGGAUGGGGGUUACAUCAACAAUCUACCUGCUGACGUGGCUCGCUCCAUGGGCGCCAAAGUUGUAAUUGCUGUAGAUGUUGGAAGUAGAGCUGAAACCAAUUUGACCAACUAUGGUGAUUCCCUGAAUGGGUGGUGGCUUCUGUGGAAACGAUUCAACCCUCUAGCUGAGAAAGUCAAGGUACUUAAUAUGGCAGAGAUCCAAACCCGACUUGCUUAUGUUUGUUGUGUCAGACAACUUGAGUCGGUUAAAGACAGUGACUACUGUGAGUAUAUCCGCCCUCCCAUCGACCGCUAUGGCACAUUGGAGUUUGGCAAGUUUGAUGAAAUUGCUGAAGUGGGAUACCAGCAUGGGAAGACACUGUUUGAUGUUUGGCAGCGGAGUAGUGUGGUGGACAGCAUGCUUAAAGACAGACAUCAGGAGGAAUUCCAUAAGACCAAAAGUAGUCACGUGGUCACAUGUCCAAAUGCCUCCUUUACGGACCUGGCCGAGAUUGUGUCACGAAUCGACCCUGUCAAGACUGCAUUAAUUGAAGAGGAACUAUCAGAAGAUUACCAGACCGACUAUGAUGAGGAGGCAGUAGAAAGCCCACUGUCUGACUUUGAGACGUUCAUGCCUGGUAGCAGAUACACAGAAGGAGAGGAGAUAGGCGACACUGCCGAAACGGACGAGGAAAUCCAAGUCAGAAUGCGACACCGGGCCAAUCAUUCACAAGAAAGUCGUCACCUCUAAUGUUCAUCAAACCUUAUAAGUGCCUGUCAGGACUAUUGCCCACAAAACAGUUUCAGCACAGUAUUUCUUUGAGAAAACUCACCCAAUUUUCAAUACUGAUCACUAGGGGUGUAACGAUACAUCGAUACACAUCGAUUAAUCGAUAUAAUGCUCUACGAUUUAUUGGCAUCGAUGCUAAACGUAAACAUCGAUUUAUAUCGCCGUGUUUGACCUCGGACAUUAGACGCGACUUUAUUUUGAAAUCCAGUUCAUUGUUGCUAGCUUCCUCUUUCCGGGAGCAGUGCGCCCGGCGUUGUUAUGUUGUGAGCAGAGCAGGCACGUGAAAGGGGAGUCGACAACUAGUACGCUGCUCCUGGGCUGGUGCUAUGGCUAGUGUCCAAAAAGAUGAGGAAAUUUGCUCCCCUUUAGGCUUCAAGUCAUUCGUUUGGAAGCACUUUGGAUUCCAAAGAAAAGAUGGCUCAACCGACAAGACACUUGCAGUUUGUAAAUCCUGCCAUGCGGUGAUAAAAUAUUCAGGGAGCACAAAUCUCGCCGCACAUUUAAAGAAAAAACACGACAUCAAAGUUCAGUGUUAAAAUAAGCACUUUGUAUACUGCAAUACUCUUGUAAUUUCCUAAAUAAAGAGUUUGCAGUACCUUGUUGAUUUUGCGUAUGAAUUGUUAUAAAUCAGGAAAUUGUUCUAUAUUUUUUUAUUUAAAAAAAAAAAUCGAUCGUAGAGCACUAUAUCGCGAUAUAUCGUGAUUGAAUCGCAGCAGGCUUUCAGAUAUCGGCAAAUAUCGUAUCGUAGUUCUUUGUAUCGAUAUUAUAUCGUAUCGUGACAAAACCCGCGAUUUACACCCCUACUGAUCACUGAUGGUCUUCAAACGAUUGUCUUGAGUAAAUGUGGGAAAAUAUAUUGACUUAAUGGCACAUUUAAUGACUGAAAAACUCUCACAUCAGCCCAGUUUUAUUUGGAGAAGAAAAUCAAACAGACUGUCUUUGCUGCUAUAUGUUUAUAUCUUUGGUAAAGUGUCAGAAGACAACCAUGAUAACUUUGGAACAGUUUCAUGCAUACCUUUGACUCAUGGACUACAUUUCACAGUGUUAGACUAUGGUGUGUAUUUAGUAUACUGUAUGUUGACACCCGCCUAACACUACUCACUGUCCUUUUUUCAAAUGUAUGUGAAAAGUAAAAGUGUGGAAAAAAAAGCUUGUUUUGUCAGCAUC
Molecule: messenger RNA, 5414 nt
Organism: Syngnathus typhle (broad-nosed pipefish)
Lineage: Eukaryota; Metazoa; Chordata; Actinopteri; Syngnathiformes; Syngnathidae
Gene: pnpla7b
Product: patatin-like phospholipase domain containing 7b
Exons: 36
Coding region: 309-4208 (1299 amino acids)
Biological process (GO): lipid metabolic process
Cellular component (GO): endoplasmic reticulum
Molecular function (GO): phosphatidylcholine lysophospholipase A1 activity
Source: RefSeq, a predicted model, not a curated record